AUGCUGGCCAGUGCCGGCGUGUUCAGGCUCGCUAGAACGGGCUGUUGGAGCACGGACGCGUUGCUGCUGGCUAGCAGAUUCGCGUGGUACACGGACGGUGCAUCCUCCGAACCGGCAGUAGCCAGUAGUUGGGCCCCUAUCGGCGCUGAUGGCCCCUGGAGGCCCAGUGACGAAGCCACUUUGACGGCUUCGAGCUUCUCCGCCGAGGCCGAAACUGUUCCCCUUGGUUUGCCGGCGCCGCCGACGCCUCCUGGGGCGCACGCCUCGGCCGGCGGGCCCGUCGCUACCGUCUCUCCCUGUUCCUUAGUCCCGGACACUGUCCCGGAACACACUCGACCCGUCGUCGCACCACACACUGGCCCCACGGUCACACGAAAUCGCACAAUGUCCUUCCCGAGUUCACCAAAGUCAUCGACGCGCUCGUCGCCGCCUCCCUGGUGCACGCCGUACGCCACUAAUUUGACUUUGGCCCCCAUAAAUAUCGAGGAGGACCCUAUGCCGCCGCCGCCGCCGCCGCCGAAACCGGCGCUCUGCUGCCCUUCCAAAUACCAGACGCACCCGGACGUGAACACCGACGGAACGACGGAUGAAUGGGCGAUACACCAAUGGCUUCGUACUCGAUAA
This is a messenger RNA of Apis laboriosa (Himalayan honeybee), 624 nucleotides long. RefSeq names its product atherin-like. The record is from RefSeq and is a predicted model, not a curated record. NCBI's taxonomy places the organism in Eukaryota, Metazoa, Arthropoda, Insecta, Hymenoptera, Apidae. Bases 1 to 624 code for a protein of 207 amino acids. The transcript has 2 exons.